Messenger RNA from Sinocyclocheilus rhinocerous, 1796 nucleotides. Its product is annotated as cartilage acidic protein 1-like. Lineage: Eukaryota; Metazoa; Chordata; Actinopteri; Cypriniformes; Cyprinidae. The coding region runs from base 21 to 1796 and encodes 591 amino acids. Gene Ontology annotation, molecular function: calcium ion binding. The record is from RefSeq and is a predicted model, not a curated record. The transcript has 14 exons. Gene Ontology annotation, biological process: axonal fasciculation.
CACAGGGAAUCUCUUAAUCUAUGAGGAGGGAAGUCAUUUAUGAGAGGCGCUGGACUUUCAUUCAUGUGACAAUGUCAGCUUGGAUAUUACUGCUCACUGUGGGUGUGUCUGUCCUGGGACUGUCCUGGGGUCAGCGAACUGAACCCAUGUUUGCCUCAGUAACUCAGAAUGUUUUCCCGCCGGACUAUGAGAAUAACCCUACGCAGCUCAACUACGGCGUGGCUGUCACUGACGUGGAUGGAGACGGAGAUCUGGAGAUGUUUGUGACAGGCUACAAUGGCCCAAAUCUGGUGUUGAAGUAUGACAAGUUUAAGAAGAGGCUUGUUAACAUUGCGGUUGACAACCGCAGUUCUCCAUAUUAUGCACUCAGAGAUCGACAGGGCAAUGCCAUCGGAGUGACAGCAUGUGACAUAGAUGGUGAUGGCAGGGAGGAAAUUUACGUCCUUAACACUAAUAACGCCUUCUCAGGGAGAGCAACGUACACUGACAAGCUCUUUAAGUUUCGUAAUGGGCGGUUUGAGGAUCUCCUGAACGAUGACAUAAAUGAACAUAGAGACGUUGCCAAUCGCGUGGCUGGCCGGUCAGUCGCAUGUGUGGACAGAAAGGGAACAGGCCGUUAUUCCAUCUACAUUGCCAAUUAUGCCAGCGGAACUGUAGGUCCACAUGCUCUGAUUGAAAUGGAUGACAGCUCAAGUGACCCUUCCAAGGGAAUCAUUGCACUUUCAAACGUGGCUGAGCAGGCCGGAGUCAACAAGUUCACAGGGGGACGGGGGGUCGUGGUCGGUCCCAUCCUCAGUCAGACCCUACCUGAUAUUUUCUGUGACAAUGAGUACAGCCCUAACUUUCUGUUUCGCAACAACGGAAACGGUACAUUUACAGAUGUGGCAGCACAAGUGGGGGUUGAUGACCCGAUGCAGCAUGGCCGUGGAGUGGCGUUAGCAGAUUUUAAUCGGGAUGGGAAGACUGACAUUGUCUAUGGAAACUGGAAUGGGCCGCAUCGUCUGUUCCUACAACUCAGCAAUAAUCGCAAGCAAAGGUUUAAGGACAUCGCCACACAGAAGUUUUCCAUGCCAUCUCCUGUUCGCACUGUCAUUGCAGCUGACUUUGAUAAUGACAAUGAACUGGAGGUUUUUUUCAACAACAUUGCCUACAGAGGACCAUCAGCCAACAGACUGUUCAGAGUUUCUCGGAGAGAACACGGAGAUCCACAGAUCGAGGAGCUGAACGUCGGGGAGGCCGCCGAACCAGAGGGACGGGGAACCGUCUACGUGGUCUGUGCCAAACCAGAGCCUAUUCCAACCUGGCUUUUGCCGAGAAUCUUCUUGGGAGGGCCCUUUCUCCAGAAUGGGAAAGAUGUGGCCACCAGUGUGGAAGUGUUCUGGCCAGAUGGACGUUCUGUGGCGAGAGCUCUGGAGCCCAGCGAGAUGAACAAAGUGAUGGAGAUCUAUUACCCUGAGAAUGAGGAAGAGGCGACCCAAGUGGUGGAGAUCGAGUGUGGACCAGGAUUUGAGGUCAAUGAAAAUGGCCGUUGCUCUGACCAAGACGAGUGCACACAGUUCCCGUCUGUCUGUCCAUCUGAGCGACCCGUCUGCACCAACACCUACGGGAGCUUCAAGUGCCGUGCAAACAAGAGGUGUAACCAGGGAUACGAGCCUAAUGACGAAGGGACAGCAUGUGUAGCUCAGGUGGCUUAUUUUGGAGGAAACAGAUCCUCAGCCUUCAAGCUCUUGGCUUCCCAUCUUUGGCCUCUCGUACUAACUCUUCUCGCUGUCUUUACUGCUUGCUUGGAGGCAUGA